Messenger RNA from Aphidius gifuensis, 7119 nucleotides. RefSeq lists its product as uncharacterized. Gene Ontology annotation, biological process: modulation of chemical synaptic transmission; chemical synaptic transmission; synaptic vesicle endocytosis. Gene Ontology annotation, cellular component: synapse; cell surface; postsynaptic membrane. The coding region runs from base 1683 to 6224 and encodes 1513 amino acids. The transcript has 12 exons. Gene Ontology annotation, molecular function: signaling receptor activity; neurexin family protein binding. NCBI's taxonomy places the organism in Eukaryota, Metazoa, Arthropoda, Insecta, Hymenoptera, Braconidae. The record is from RefSeq and is a predicted model, not a curated record.
AUAAAUAUUCUUUAAAUAAAAUUUACUGUUUCAUACAAAGACCACCUCAAGGCGCUUCUAUCGUACAAAAUUAAAUUUAGAUUUCAAAUAUUCAACGUUAGUUUUGUCAAUCCCUCAGUUCUAAAUUACACCAAGCAUCGAAACAGUGUUUUAAUCGUCUUUUAUUAUUGUGAUUUUAAUUUUUUUCUCAAUGAAUUUAAUUACUGAAAUUAAAAUUUAAAGUUAAAAAAAUAUAUUCCAUGAAAAAUGUGAAGUUGAAUUGUUAUUUUUUGUUAUUUAUUGGUUCAUAGUUAAUUAAUGUGAUUUUAUUUUUUUAAAAUAAUAAUUUGUUUUAAUUUAAUUGUGAUAAAAAGUAUGAGAAAACCACGAAUUUCUAGUUGCUCGUUUAGUCUCUCCGUUAAGGGUGCUCUUUAAUGCUUGAGUUAAUCGAUAAAGUCAGUUAAGACUAUUAUCCUCAAAACACAACUAACUUAGUGUGGUAAUAAAGACAGAAACAUCAAUGUGUAAAAGAAUAAAAAAAACACCAUUAAAGAUUUUCGUCUUUACGCUUUUUUAAUUUAUUUUUUUUUACUACUAUAAUUUAUUUAUAUAUUUUUUUAGUUAAAUAGUGCUUUUUUUUUUUGUUUAGUCUCUUUAACCUUUCUUUUAACAACACCCUCAAUUUUGCAGUGUUCUUUGAAAUCAAAAAUUCACAACACGCUAUCGCACACCGUUAAGAAGAAAACAAACGAUCUCAAGGGGAAAGCUUUGAUUGGACUCUGUGUUUUAUUCAAAAUAAAUUAAAGUGGAUGGUUAUAUAUAUAUUCAUAGUCUGUCGAUUGGAUGCUUUUCUCAUUUAAAUAUAUAACCGAAAAAAAAAAAAAUGAAAAAAACAAUCUUCUUUAUUGAAGUAAUUAAAGGUGAUUAAUGGUUGACAUUAUUACUUAUCUCGGUGUUUGAUGUCUUAUUGGAGUGUUACCGACAAAGAAAAUCAUUUCAAGACAAACACCAUAUUUUAUUGAAAAUUAUUGGUUCAUAAUAUUUAUGAGAUAUUUUUUUUUAGCCACUUAAUAUUUGCCUGACAUCAAAUGAGUGUAAAUUUAAAUUAGUGGAAUUGAAAAACGUUCUUAUAUAAUUUUUAAACGACAGAGAAAAAUAAAUAUUAUAUAAACAAAUUUUAAAAGAAAAUAAUAAAAAUAGUAGAUAACAAACCACGUGAAAUUUAACAACACGCGGAUUUUCUAUUUUUGUAUAAAUAUAGUACCAAAAACUUUGAAUGUUUCUAUGUUACUUUUUGGUUGGUACAUUCACCCCUCGUUUUGCUCCCCUUCAAUAUAUGCUAAGAAUAACACCAAACCAUUGGGUGUUGAGUUAAAGUUUUAGUUCAAAGAGAACAUAUCACAAAUUUUGCACUGACUUUUAUGCUAAAUUAAAUCUUCAAACAUGCAUCAUAAUUCAUUAUUUAAUUUAUAUUUAUUUAUUUACUUUUAAUCAUUAAUUUAUCAAGUGAUUGCUCAAGUGUAUAACUAGUGUUUUUUUUUUAAUUAAAAAAAAAAAAUGGUUAAUUUAGAAUGGUGGAAAAAGUGAAAGAAAAAAUGUAAAAAAAAAUAUAUAAAAUUUGUGAUCAACUAGUGAAGGUGUAAUUUCUUUUUUUUUUUUUGUUUUUUAUUUUUUUAUUUAAUUAAAAAAGAAAAAAAAAGAAAAUGUUUCGACUAGAAUUACUUGGCGUCUUGAUGCUUUCUUGCACUCAGAUAUUAACGGAACAUCGUAAUUUUCAUGGACCUUAUCAUCAGUACGGUCAUCAGCGACAACAACAACAACAACAACAAAACUGGGAAGAAGAUAUGGUGUUCAAGGAAAUACGUGUAAAACAGGGUAGACUAAGAGGUAGAGUCAUUCAACCUGACACAAAUCCUCGUCUACCACUGGUCGACGUAUUUCUUGGUGUUCCUUAUGCUGAACCACCAAUAGGUCCAUUUAGAUUUUCACCACCAAGAUCACCACGUUCAUGGCGUAAUGUUAGAGAUGCACAUACAUUUGCAUCAGUUUGCCCACAAGUACUGCCAAAUCUACGACUCGAAGUCAAGCCUGCAAGACAUGAGUAUCUUGAACGAUUGCUGCCAUAUCUGAGAAAUCAAAGUGAAGAUUGCUUGUAUUUGAAUAUAUAUGCUCCACAUCAAGCUGAUGGUUCAUCAAAUCCACGUCGUUAUCCAGUUAUGGUUUUCAUACAUGGUGAAAGUUAUGAAUGGAAUAGUGGAAAUCCAUAUGAUGGAAGUGUACUAGCAGCAUAUGGACACAUUGUAUUUGUUACAAUUAAUUUUCGACUUGGAAUAUUGGGAUUUUUACGGCCUGGGACCAACGAUGACACAGCCAGUAAUUUUGGUCUUCUUGAUCAGAUUGCUGCACUGCUGUGGUUACGUGAAAAUAUUGCAAAAUUUGGAGGUGAUCCUGACAGUGUUACUCUUGUUGGACAUGGUACUGGUGCUAUUCUUGCAAAUUUACUAUUACUUAGUCCAGUUGCAAAUAACAAAGACUUAUUCAAGCGAGCUAUUCUCAUGUCAGGAUCAGCGUUGAGUCCAGACGCCAUUGGUAAGGGAGCUCUUCAAAUUACAAAACAGGUUGCAUAUGCACUUAACUGUCCAACAACGAGUGACAAUGAGCUGGCAUUGUGUUUGCGUAAUAGAGAUGUUGAUUCACUGUUAAAUGUUAAAAUUGAUAAACCAAAAUAUGUACCAGCUUAUGCACCACUUAUUGACAGAGCAGUUAUACCAAAAGAGCCACUUUCACUUAUGGAAAAUACCCAAUUAUUUGGCAGUUUUGACUUGAUGUAUGGAGUUACUGAAUCGGAAAAGUUUCACGUUUUACCACCGGUUGCCGUGCUUCAUGGAAUGCUAGAUGGCCAAAGAGAUGAGGUACUUCGCGAUCAUGCAAAAGCGAUGGAAGAAUCCGAUAUGAUUCUAUCGAAGAUUCUAGAGCAUUAUGGACGAGAUACGUUGGAUGAAUUUAGAAACGAGGAUCCAAUAAAAAAUAGAGAUCUCGUGUUAGAUGCAUUGUCUGACAGUGGAACUGUUGCACCACUUGUUAGAACAGCCAAGUUACAUGCAAAAGCUAAUCCAAAAAGUUACAUGUAUGUUUUUUCACAUCCAAGAGCAAUGCAAGAUUAUUCUGGGCAACAACGACAGAGAACAGUUCACGGUGAAGAGCUACCAUAUAUUCUUGGUGUUCCACUUGAUGGUGGUAAAUAUCAUCUUCGUGGUAGAUACAACAUUGGUGAAACAUUAUUUUCCGAGGCAAUGAUGACUUGGUGGUGCAAUUUUGCUCAUACUGGUAAUCCAAAUGCACCAAGAAGAGUGAGCUAUAUGACUGACGGACCAAAGGAAUGGUUGCAGUACCAAGUUGAUUGGCCAGAAUACAAUAUUAAGAAUGAAACUUAUUUCAAUCUAACAAUUCCACCACGAGAUGACCGCAAGUAUCGUUCAGCUGAGAUGCAAUUUUGGAACAUUGACCUACCAGAUUUGACCAGACACAAGCCACGAGGUCCAAGACCACCAUUUCUCGAUCGUGCUGAUGGUAUUGGAAAGUACGGAAAUGGUAGUUUGUACAGGUCACAAGAAGGACAAAUAAUGAAAUACACGACAAGCAUGCCAAAUAAUCUUGAUACUGGUUAUAGAUCGUCGAACGAUGCUGAUAUUCGUUUUAAUAGAUUUCCAUUUACAAAUUCUAAUGUAAAUUCAAAGCAGGAUGAAAUUAAAUUAACAACUGAUGAGACAGAAACAAUAAAAAGUUCAUCAGUUAUGACGAUAGUUAUUGGAUUGGGUAUUGUGCUUCUUGUUAUAAAUAUAACAGUAUUUAUUUAUCUUCAGCAUCGUCGUCAAAAUUUAAAAGAUAAUAAAAAUAAUUCAACAACAAAAUAUCGACGAGCAGAUGAUAAAACAAAUAGGGGUUGUUGUAAUACACGAAGUAAUAAAAACGAUAAUCAUCUUGAAAAUUUAACAAAUUUUGGUAAAAUAUGUGAUAGCAAGCCUGAUAUCAAUGAUGUUAUUAAAAAUGAUAAAGCUUAUGAUAAUAGUUCAAAUUUUGGUAGAAGAUCAAAAUUAUCCCGUCAAAAUUCAGCAUCAACAAUUGAUACUCAUGUUAAAGUUAAAGAAUGGAUACAUCAAGAAAUUGUUCACAGAUGUUCACCAAGAUUCUUACGAAAAACUAGAGAAACAUUGCAAAAGGAGCAUCAAGAAAAAAUGACAAAACAACAAGAAGUAGAAGAAAAUGAACGACAACGUCAAGAAAUGGAAGACUUACGUGAUAAAAAACCAGAGCCAAUUUAUGAUGAAAGUCCUCUUGUUGUAAGACCAGGAAUAAAAAAAAUAAAAUUACCAAAAGUAUCAGUUGCAAUUGAUGCAACACCAGCAACAAGAACUGAAUCAAUAUUAAAUCAAAUACCAAUUGAAAUAAUUAAAGAUUUAGAAUCAAUUGAAGGAAAUAGUCAUUGUGAUGAAUCAAAAUAUACAGAUGAUUCAAAAACACCACAAAUUGUUAUUAUUGAACAUCAUCAUUCACGUAGUGAUCCAUUACCAAUGGAAAAAAUAUUAAAAAAUAUAAAAACAAAUUAUUCAACAACAAGAAUUGGUGAAUCUGAUUCUGGUAGUGCAAGUAGUUUAUAUGCUAAAAUAAAUCCAAAAUUAAAAUCAAAAUUACAAAAUUUUUGUACACCAGAAACACCAGAAGAAAUAAUAAUAUCAAAUGAUACACUUGACGGUUGUGAAUAUACAAAAAAUACUGAUGAUGGUAUUUAUGGAAAAAUUCCAAAAAUGUCAACAUUUGGAAUUAAUAAAAAUGAUAAUGAUAUUAAUGUAACAUGUAGAGAACCAAUGUUAAAUGAAAGAGAUAAUAUAAGUCCAGAGGAAGCAUUAAAGACAAUAAAACGACGUAAUUAUCCAAAAGUAUUACCUGAUAUUGAAAAACGUCAUUCAUUACCAGCACCAAAUAGUUUAUUUAUGCCAAAACAAAUUGGUAAUACAUUAAAGGAUCACAGACAGGGUCCACAUCCUUCAUGCAAUACAAUGUAUCCACCAGCUCCACCUCCAAGACUAUUUGGAACUUCAAAAAGUCUGGAUCUUACAGAAGAGGAGGAGCCAGUUACAACGAAUCUUCAUGUUGGUCCACUUUUAAAACGACAAGACUCAAUAGGAAAAAAUCAAUCGGAUAAAAGUAUUAUUGAUUCAAUUGAACGUGUAGCAAUUGAUGCACAAGAAGUUUUAUUUAAUCAUCAUGAAGAAUAUGAAAUUACACCAAAUCCAAAAUGUCCUGUUCAUGGUUCACCAUUUUUAUUUCCUUGUGAGACAAAUCAAAGUACAAGUACAAGUCGUUCUGUUGAUAAUUUAGAUAAAAAUAUUGGAAAUCCAAAUUGGUAUAAAAAUACAGAAGAAAAUAAAAAUACAAUAAUAACAAAAGAUUUAUCAAAUGUAUCAUUACCAAAUGUCAGUAUUGGAAAUCCAAAUUGGUAUAAAACAAUGAAAAAAACAAAAGACGAUGAAAAAUCAUUUAAUCAAUAUGGAAAUUUAGAUGAACAUGAAAUACAUGAAAAUAUAACAAAAGAACCAAGAAUAAUAAUAACACCUAGAAUAAUUAAUGAUAAUAAUAAUAGUAAUAAUAAUAAUAAUAAUAAUAAUUCUGAUACAUUGCCUCCAAUUGUUUUUCAUCAAAAUACAAAACCAAGUGAUCCAUAUUUAAUUUGUCAAAAAAAUGAUAAAGAACAAAAAAUAAUAAGUCCAUCAACUGGAACAUUAAAGCAACCGAAAAUUAUUAUAAAACCAACAACAAAUACAAUGAGAAAUCGUGAACGUAAUAUACCAAAAGUAUCAGCAAUACCAUCACCAGAAGUACAAAAUUAUAUAUAUCAAAAUCCUGAUAUGGAUACAAAAGGAAUUGAUAAUGAUGUCAAAAUGGAAAAACCAACCAUCAAGAAAAAACCAACAGUUACAAGGAUACCCUCAUUUUCCAGACGAAUUGGAGAACACAGUGCUACGUCCAGUGACAAUACAGAACUUAUUUAUCCUGAAAAAAUUGAAAUUGUGCAACGAAUAAAUGCUUUUCCAACAACAAAAGCUUGUUUGUCGUCACCAUUGGUGCAUGAAAAUCAAUCAAGUAUACCCAUAUUGAAUAACGAAAUGUCAAGAUCACAAGACAGUUCGUGUAAUUUAAAUUCAAAUACCAAUACAAUUAAGAAAAAACCAGCUGAAAAAAAAUAGGCAAAUCUCAUUAACAUAAUUGUUUAUUUCUUUGAAAGAAAAUUAAAAUGUAAUUAAAAUAAUUAACAGUGACAUUUUCACGAUAUUUUUAGACUGUACAAGUAUUAAUUUUUUUUUUCCUUUUUUUUUCGUAUGAAUGAUAUUAAAACAACUUUAAUAUUAUGACUGUUAACUUUUUCAUAAUUUUUUUACAAGCAAAAAUGUUUCCACAAAAGUCUAAACUGAAUAAUGUAUAUAUAUAUUUAUGUAUAAGCUUAAUUUUUUUCAUUUAAAGAAAAAAAAAAAAAACAAACUAAAACAAAUGUAAUUAAGUUUAUUUUAUAAUCAAUGCUCGUGACUGUCGACAGAUGUUGUUUAUAAUAUUUUUUUUUAAUUUUUAUUUAUUUAUUUUUCAUCCAGCUGUCCAAGAUGAGUAAAUUCAUUUUAAAAACUAAAAAGAAAAUUAAUUAGAAUUAUGCUUACAUAAUAAAGUUGAAUAAGAAAGAGUUUUUUACUCGGUUUUACCGAAGAAAAUAAAUGAAAACUUUUCAUUUAUAGUGUUGUUUGGUUUUUUAAAUAAAAAAAAAAAAAAAAACUGGCAAAUGAAAAAUAUGAAAAAAUACAGUUAAGGACUUGGUUAAAAGGCUUAUACCUAAAAAACUUUAAAAUUAAUGGAAACAAGGUAGUUUGUUUCCCGGCAGUUUCGUUUUUUUUAUUGCCUAGUUUGUUGCAAAAAAAAAAAACUAUAAAAUUGAGUUAAAAAUUAUAUUUUAACAUUCAGUUUAUGUCUAGCAAGUUGAUGAUUUGAAAAAGGAUCAUGCUAGGAAGUAAUGCAUUCUCAUUAAAGAAAAUAUAGUAGUUUCAAUAAAGUUUAUGAAAAAAAUAUAAUCAAACUUUCUCAGCAAUAUACUUAAAU